UGCCAAGUAUGCACACUACUGUUAUACCAUUAUAUCAUAUUGGAUGAGACUUUUUAGAUCUACUAAAGAAAUGAGUUGUGUGGAUGUCAUUCUAUAAUUGUUUAGGUCUAUAGUUGCUUUAGAUCGAGUAUAGGGUAAAGGGUAUUAAAAAAGGAACUACAAUCACAACACUGAUUCUGAACCUGGGUUGCCAGUCGUAAAUGCUUUCAAUCAAAUUUUUCACAUAUAAGAUUGCAAUCUCCAAAUAACUCAAGUGUCCUCGGAAAAUCUCUGGAGUUGUGAGAGUUUUCUAGAAGGAAAAGCACAGGUGGUACAUCUGCCCCCACAGCUCUCACAUGUCAGAGAGAGAGAGAGAGCAAGGACAGCACAGCGCAUGGACACUGACAACACUUUUACAAUGACGGAUACAAAGAAAACAAUGGCGGAGACCAAAGCUAAACCAAUGGCCUUUAAGACUCAGAAAGAAAUGUUUGAAAAGAUGGAGGAAUCCUACAAACUGUGUGCACACUGUGAGAAGAGGCCGAACCAGUUGUCCAACGCUGAAGCCAUGAAGCGCUGUGCUAGAUGCCUCAAUGUGUACUACUGCUGUAAAGACUGUCAGAAACAGGACUGGUCAAAACACAAGAAGCUUUGUUCUCAGCUGCGGCUGGCUGCUAUCGACAGAGUUGUGGAGUGGCUUUUGUUUAAAGGCGAGCUCCCGUUCCCCACAGAUAAAUGGUCUAAGCCUCAGUCAGAGAUAAAGACCUGGGACAACUGGCUGGAGAUGCAGGGGGACCUGAGCUCACGCCUGGAGCCCAUUCUGAGUGGAAACAAUAUGAAGGAGCUGUGGACAGAUGCAGGGAGACCUCGCCCUGAUGAUGAAGACCUUAAGCAGUCUUUAUGGAGAGUUACCAGUGAGUUUCUGUCCCGACCAAUGACCAUUGCCUGGGGAAUACGGCUGUUUGGCCUGAACCCUUACAAAAAGCCUCUCACCAUUCACCUGGUGGGAGUAGGACAGUCUGAAACCCUGGGAGCUAAACUUACGGACUAUGAUGAACUCAGCAAGAUGUUCCCAGAACACCAGGGCAUAGAGGUGGUCCUGGUGGGACCAGAGAUUGUCAAUGGGCCUGUGGUGAGGCCUCCUCUGCACGCGUUUGGACCUAAGCACAGAGUGUUCAUCAGUGCGUAUAAGGGCCUGUACCAUGAGUUCUGGGAGAAUGUGGUAGAAAAGCAGGAGGCAGCAAAGCCAGACCUGGUGGUGGGCUUUAAUCCUGGCUUUGAUGCCAGCCAAGGUCUGGAUGAAGGAUGGCUUCCAACUCUUCUUCUGCUCAGGGACUAUGAGAUUCCUGCUCUGUUCACUGCACUCACUGAGGCAGAGAUGACCUACUCGCUGCAGAUCCUCCAGGAGCUGGAGAUGGACAUGAAGGGGAGUGGAGCAAACCCGUUCACAUCUCUCAAACCUGAAGUUGUGGGCUCUUCACCCAACACACCUCCUGUCUACUGUAACUCACACUACUUCUGCUUCCAAGGCCUGUUGGAGACUGUGGAGUUUGAGGAGCCAGAGGAUUAAGGCAUGGGUGGUUUAUUUAUUGCCUAAGUUAUGUGUUAAUAUAUUUUACAUUUGUCAUAAUUUUGCUGCAUUUAUUGCGUCUAACAUUUUUAUCAAACUUUUUGUAUUGUCCUUUGAAUGCAGUUUGCAUUCACUAUCUUAUGUAAAUGCAAUGCACUGUUAACUUCUUGUC
Periophthalmus magnuspinnatus is the source of this 1721-nucleotide messenger RNA. Its product is annotated as putative protein MSS51 homolog, mitochondrial. NCBI's taxonomy places the organism in Eukaryota, Metazoa, Chordata, Actinopteri, Gobiiformes, Gobiidae. The record is from RefSeq and is a predicted model, not a curated record. The transcript is spliced from 6 exons. Bases 374 to 1549 code for a protein of 391 amino acids.